AAGCAUAACACAACUAACAAAAUGGAGCCUGUGGUCCACACCUCUUCCCCCUUCUUUCUCCACCUUUUUGGCUCCCUAUAAACUCCGUCUUUCACUCACAAUGCUCCAAGAGACAAGGCUCUAACCGUUUUCUUGCUCCAGCACUUUCUUCUACUUCUUCAUCAUCAUUGUCACCACCACUCACAAUGGAGAUCAAGAGUAGAGAGAGGAUACAAGUGUCAAUUGAAAAGGUGAGGAGAGACAGCACAGUUGAAGUUGAAGAUGAAGAAGAGGAGGAUGAAAGUGUGGUUGGUGGUGAGGGUGGUCUUGCAGAAGAUGAGAAGAAGAAAGGUGGUGGAGGGAGUGGGAGAAGAGGGUCAAGUGGAGUUUCUCCACCUUCUUGUCAGGCAGAGAUGUGUGGUGCUGAUUUGACUGUUGCAAAGAGGUACCAUCGCCGCCAUAAGGUGUGUGAGCUUCAUUCCAAGGCUCCUUCUGUGAUGGUUGCAGGACUGAGGCAGAGGUUUUGCCAGCAAUGUAGCAGGUUCCAAGAGCUGGCAGAGUUUGAUGAAGCUAAAAGAAGCUGCCGGAGACGCUUGGCCAGACAUAACGAGCGGCGCCGGAAAAGCAAUGCUGAAACUUGCAAUGAAGGAUGCAGUGGAAGCAAAGGGCAGCACCCUACAGAAAGCCACUGCAGAAAUGCUGAUGUCUGGGGAAGAAUUCAGAUGAACAUUGCAAAGAAUUCUGGCUACAACUCCUUCCAUAUUAGAUGAAUCCAAUGUGUUCACCGGCAUGCUCCCUCUCUUCUGUCAAUGGAUCUUCACAGUUUACAUGCCAAGGCAUAUAAUAAAGGCCCCUUUCUUUAUGUUACGAGAAUAAGCAUCUAAACCAGAAUGAAAAACUCCCAACAUCUAAAGGUGGUGUCGUAUGUAUAAUACUAGUUCAUUUCCCUUAAGCUCUAUAUUAUAUUUACUUAGCCAGUUUCUUCUGUUUCUGUGUGCCUUGGAAUAUAUGUAUUCUAUUGUGCCCCCCCCUUAAAAUGGUGUACCCCUAUGCCCCCUUGAUUAGAAUAAAAUCUAUUGCUUCUUUGACUAAA
Molecule: messenger RNA, 1072 nt
Organism: Glycine soja
Lineage: Eukaryota; Viridiplantae; Streptophyta; Magnoliopsida; Fabales; Fabaceae
Product: squamosa promoter-binding-like protein 3
Exons: 2
Coding region: 186-749 (187 amino acids)
Cellular component (GO): nucleus
Molecular function (GO): DNA binding
Source: RefSeq, a predicted model, not a curated record